AUGAGUUUUCUUCGCUUUAAUAACCGUAUUCGAGCUUCUACAUUUAGAAUACCAGUGCAAAAUUUCAUAUCCACUGGCGGAGUCAAACAAUUGCGAUGCUAUACGCCUGUUAGGCCAAGAGAUCCACGGCCUCCGAGACGGAGAGUCGUAAGACAGUAUCCGAACAGGGCUCAGGAAGGUUUAGAUGCGGGUGAGAUGCAAACCAGCCAGAGCAACCAUAUAAAUCAGUCAGAAUAUGAUCAACUUCAGGUAGAACAGAAAAAUAGCUUGCAAUAUUCAAGCAAUUUCACUGGCUAUUCUCCCCAAGGGUAUGCCCAGUGGGAUACCCCUGUUAGCAAUCCUGGUGGGGUCCUUCAACCUUCGGAUGCUGUGGUAUCGUUACUGUCAUAUCCCACUUUGGUUAUGGAACGUAAAAUAGAAAUGAUGAAUGUUUUUCUUGGAUUUGAACAAGCGAACAGAUACGCAAUUCUCGACCAGAAUGGUGUCCAUUUAGGAUAUAUGGAAGAAGAAGACUUUGGCAUUACGAAGGCAAUUAUGAGACAGAUAUAUCGACUCCAUAGACCAUUCAGCGUGAGAGUAUUAGAUAGGCAUGAAAACCAUAUUAUGACAAUUCGACGUCCAUUCUCAUUCAUUAACUCACAUAUAAAAGCAAUUCUUCCGAGUCCUGAUGGGGAUCCCGCUAAUCAGGUUGUUAUUGGCGAAACCAAACAACAGUGGCAUUUAUUUCGUAGGAAGUAUAAUCUGUUUUUGCAGUCUGCAGAGGAGAAGGAUGUCUAUGAUCAAUUUGGCAAGGUAGAUGCCCCUUUCUUGGCUUUUAGUUUCCCAGUAGUUGAUCGGGAAGGUGCAAUUCUAGGUGUUGUCGACCGUAAUUGGGUCGGCCUUGGCAGAGAACUAUUUACUGACACCGGUGUUUAUGUACUGCGAAUGGAUCCCUCGUCUUUUGAUGAGAUCCGUGAUAUCUACCCCAAUCUAGGCGGUCCACUGACGCUCGAUCAAAGAGCAGUUAUGCUUGGUACAGCUGUGAGCAUAGACUUUGAUUACUUUUCCCGUCAUUCUAAUAGAGGGUAUGUAUUAUUUCGACUUCUUUCGAUGACAAAUGUACUAACUUUUUAG
This is a messenger RNA of Sugiyamaella lignohabitans, 1113 nucleotides long. It is a transcript of the gene AIM25, whose product is annotated as Aim25p. The transcript has a single exon. Gene Ontology annotation, molecular function: phospholipid scramblase activity. Gene Ontology annotation, cellular component: plasma membrane. Bases 1 to 1113 code for a protein of 370 amino acids. The record is from RefSeq and is a predicted model, not a curated record. NCBI's taxonomy places the organism in Eukaryota, Fungi, Ascomycota, Dipodascomycetes, Dipodascales, Trichomonascaceae. Gene Ontology annotation, biological process: plasma membrane phospholipid scrambling.